CUGAUAGCGGCCGGCGCGCUGGGGGUGGUGAUGGUGCUGCUGCUGGUCAUCCUCAUCCCGGUGCUGGUCAGCUCGGCCGGCACCUCGGCGCACUACGAGAUGCUCGGCACCUGCCGCAUGGUCUGCGACCCCUACGGCGGCACCAAGGCGCCCAGCACGGCGGCCACGCCCGACCGCGGGCUCAUGCAGUCCCUGCCCACCUUCAUCCAGGGGCCCAAGGGGGAGGCCGGCCGGCCGGGCAAAGCGGGGCCGCGGGGCCCGCCGGGGGAGCCGGGGCCGCCCGGCCCGGUGGGGCCGCCGGGUGAGAAGGGCGAGCCGGGGCGGCAGGGCCUGCCGGGGCCCCCCGGGGCGCCGGGGCUGAACGCGGCCGGGGCCAUCAGCGCCGCCACCUACAGCACCGUCCCCAAAAUCGCCUUCUACGCCGGCCUCAAGCGGCAACACGAGGGCUACGAGGUGCUCAAGUUCGACGACGUGGUCACCAACCUCGGCAACCACUACGAUCCCACCACCGGCAAGUUCACCUGCUCCAUCCCCGGCAUCUACUUCUUCACCUACCAUGUGCUCAUGCGGGGCGGCGACGGCACCAGCAUGUGGGCCGACCUCUGCAAGAACAACCAGGUUCGAGCUAGUGCGAUCGCUCAGGAUGCUGAUCAGAACUACGACUACGCCAGUAACAGCGUGGUUCUUCACCUGGAGCCAGGAGAUGAAGUGUACAUCAAAUUAGAUGGAGGAAAAGCACAUGGAGGAAACAACAACAAAUACAGCACAUUUUCUGGAUUUAUUAUUUAUGCUGACUGAUAAUGAGUAAAAAGACCCACCAAACCAGUCGAGAAACGAAGCCUGCCCUUCUAAGCGAUGGAUUGCGUGGCAAAAGUCAAUGAAACAAGCACCCCAGCAGAGAGUGACCACUGAACACCUCAGCAGUGGGGGGAAAUGUUGAAUGCUACCUGAUUCACAUCUGUACAACACAGAGAAACCUUAUGUUAAAAAACCACAAACCAAGUUAAGCAGAUGUGCGAUCCACUUCCGCCAAAGCAAAUACUUCCUCAUUGUUACGUGUCCAUGUGAAUGAAGUUCUGCCUAGAUCAGAUUUUUAUAGGGAAGGAAAGCCCACCUAAGGACACUGAGUUAUUUCUUCAGUGUAUAUGAUACUUUGAUGUGUUAUGAUCUUGCUGCUUUAUCCAUACUUCAGCUUUGGUUCUUGUGACUUACCUGCUAACAAUGAUGCUUGGAGUCCACUCAUAGUGUGGUGAGGAAUGAUUUUACAAUAAAAGGAAGAGGUAAUCAAAAUAUACUUUCUCUCUGCAAAGAAA
Molecule: messenger RNA, 1313 nt
Organism: Agelaius phoeniceus (red-winged blackbird)
Lineage: Eukaryota; Metazoa; Chordata; Aves; Passeriformes; Icteridae
Gene: C1QL3
Product: complement C1q like 3
Molecular function (GO): protein binding
Source: RefSeq, a predicted model, not a curated record